This is a messenger RNA of Amborella trichopoda, 1714 nucleotides long. RefSeq names its product protein STRICTOSIDINE SYNTHASE-LIKE 3. The record is from RefSeq and is a predicted model, not a curated record. Lineage: Eukaryota; Viridiplantae; Streptophyta; Magnoliopsida; Amborellales; Amborellaceae. Gene Ontology annotation, molecular function: hydrolase activity. Gene Ontology annotation, cellular component: endomembrane system.
GGGGCUUUUUUGGGAGAGUGUGUCGAGGUUGUUGGGGGAUGAAGGUUUUGGCAUAUUCAGUUAGUAGUUGACGAAGGGCCGGUGAACAAAUCAAUAAUAAUCAACCAAUUAUGAAAAGCUCACACUUUGGGGCUGUGAAUUCACUGUCUAUAUUUUCGCCCAAAGAAACUCAUUGUCUAUUAUUUACUGAUUAUCAAGUCUUUUCCACUCGGAGUGUGGUCGCCGGAAAAUUUCAACUCUGACAAUGACGGCGGCCGGGAUCCUGGCCGGAUUAUUCCUCCUCCUCGCCCUUUACUGUGGCAUCGACCCCUUUGGACACAGGCCCAUUAAAGACUUCCCCGAAUUCGAGGCUUACAGAGUCGAUUUCCCUCCUCAAUCCCAAGUCCCGAACCUAAACGAUCCUGAAAAUCGCCUGCAAAAAUCGGAGAUCAAAUUCCUUAAUAAGAUUCAGGGACCGGAAAGCCUAGCAUUUGAUCCUCAAGGCCGCGGCCCUUACACAGGAGUCGCAGAUGGCCGUAUUCUUUUCUGGAAUGGCUAUUCCUGGACUGAAUUCGCAGUCACUUCUCCAAACCGGUCAGAAAUAUGUGAUCCUAAACCAUCGCCGCUGGCUUAUUUGAAGAAUGAGCAUAUAUGUGGGCGUCCAUUAGGGCUUAGGUUUAAUAAGAAAACAGGGGAAUUGUACAUCUGUGAUGCGUAUUUUGGUCUUUUGAAGGUUGGACCAGAAGGGGGUUUGGCGACCCCUCUUGUGAGUGAGGUGAAUGGAGUUCCAUUAAAGUUCACUAAUGAUCUGGAUAUCGAUGAGGAUGGCAAUGUUUAUUUCACAGAUAGUAGUACAACAUAUCAGAGAAGGAACUUUAUGCAGCUGAUAUUCUCUUCAGAGGGUUCAGGUAGAGUCUUUAAAUAUGAUGCCAUCACUAAAGAGGUUACUGUUUUGCUAAGUGGUAUACAGUUUGCUAAUGGCUUGUCCUUGAGCAAGGAUGGAUCUUUCUUUGUUGUUUGUGAAUGUGUCCCUGGGAGGUUAAGGAGAUACUGGUUAAAAGGCAAAAAGGUAGGGACCUCAGACAUGCUUGCCGUCCUCCCUGGCUUCCCGGACAAUGUUAGGACAAAUGAAAAGGGCGAUUUUUGGGUGGCUAUGCAUUGCCGCCGCACCUUUUACGCCUACUUUACGGGCUUGUACCCAAAGAUUAGGAAGUUCAUUCUCAAUCUUCCCAUACCCACCAAGUAUCAGUACUUGUUGCAAGUUGGAGGGUGGCCUCAUGCCAUAAUCAUCAAAUAUAGUCCAAAUGGAGAGGUGUUGGAGGUCUUGGAGGACAGGAGUGGAAAGGUGGUGAAAGCGGUUAGUGAGGUGGAAGAACAUGAUGGAAAGCUUUGGAUGGGUUCUGUUCUUAUGCCCUUUAUUGCAGUUUACUGAUUAUGUGUGUGUGUAUGCUUUGGAUGGGGUCGAAGUCCUACCAGUUUUACUGUAAUUGUCCCUUCGCGCAUGCAUUUUGAAGUAGCUUAGUGGGGAAGUAUGUUGAACUUUUUUAGGGCUUCUUGUUGUUUCUAGAAAUGUUCGAUUUUAUACCUGGUCCUCCCUUUUUUUUCGCCAGUGUGGUAGUCCAAUGCCCUUGCUAUUUGGUAGUUUUUAUCUUUUUAUUUAUGGUCUUGUUUGAUUUUCCUGUUGUCUCCCUAUCGAUGGUUGAUAAAUAAAUGGUCCGGAAAACUUAAAAUGAGA